UAAAUAGAACCGAGGGAGAGCCAGUAACAGAUGAUUAGGACUCCUCCCCCAGAGAGGCUCUGAGAGAGAGAGAGAGAGAGAGAGAGAGAGAGAGGAUGACGGGGGCAGCGGCCGCCGCCAAUGCCGCGGCUUCUCUCGCCCUCGCCUCGUCUUCCCUCACCCGCCACCGCUCCGCCGCUCGUCUCCUCCUUCUCUGCCGCACCGGAAACCCUAGGCCCACUGCCCGGCAAUCAAGAACCGCGGACACAAUCCUCCGCGGCCCCUCCCCUCUAUUCCACCGCCCUCUCGUCCUCGCUCGGUCUCCCGACCUUCCCGCUCCAAGAUGGAGGCUCUUUUGCAACAGAACCCUCUCCGCUGAUGCCGUGGCAUGUGAGAAGCCGGCGGCGGAGGCCGGCAAAAGGAUUCGGGAGUUCCGGAAGCGUCUAAGGAUUGUUGACGUGAAGGGCGGACCUGACGAAGGGAUGGACCGGUUAGGGCAGGCGCUUGCGAUCAGAGGUUGGGUACGGACUUGUCGAGUUCAGAGCAGCGUGACGUUCAUCGAGUUAAAUGAUGGCUCCUGCCUGUCCAACUUGCAAUGCGUGAUGAAUAUUGAUGCCGAAGGCUAUGAUCAGGUGGAAUCAGGUGCUGUCACAACUGGCGCAUCUGUACUUGUGGAGGGUAUUGUUGUGAGUAGCCAAGGAUCAAAGCAGAAAGUGGAGCUGAAAGUUGCAAGACUCGUCACGAUUGGGAAAAGUGACCCCUUGACAUAUCCUAUCCAGAAGAAAAGAGCAACCAGAGAAUUUUUGAGAACCAUAGCUCAUCUUCGUCCUCGGACAAAUACAUUUGGUGCAGUUACAAGAGUGAGGAACACACUGGCGUAUGCUACUCACAAGUUUUUCCAGGAAAAUGGUUUUGUUUGGAUCUCAAGCCCAAUUAUUACUGCUUCAGAUUGUGAAGGGGCUGGUGAACAAUUCUGCGUGACUACUUUGAUCCCUAACACCCGAGAAGGUACUGAUUGCCUAGUCAAUACUAUUCCUACUUCUAAGGAUGGGAAAAUUGAUUGGUCACAGGACUUCUUUGGGAAACCUGCAUUCUUGACAGUAUCAGGGCAACUAAAUGCUGAAACAUAUGCAUCCGCUCUUUGUGAUGUAUACACGUUUGGUCCUACUUUUAGGGCAGAAAAUUCAAACACCUCAAGACAUUUAGCUGAAUUUUGGAUGAUUGAACCUGAACUUGCCUUUGCGGACCUGAAUGAUGACAUGGCCUGUGCAACUGCCUAUCUCCAGUAUGUAGUAAAGUAUAUUCUUGAAAACUGCAAAGAAGACAUGGAUUUCUUUAAUACAUGGAUUGAGAAAGGAAUCAUAAAUAGAUUGAAUGAUGUGGUUGAGAAGGACUUUGUUCAGUUGACUUAUUCUGAUGCUGUUGAACUUCUUCUUGGUGCAAAAAAGAAAUUUGAGUUCCCGGUCAAGUGGGGGUUGGAUUUGCAAAGUGAACAUGAGCGAUACAUCACUGAAGUUGCUUUUGCUGGCCGCCCUGUAAUUAUCAGAGAUUAUCCUAAGGAAAUUAAAGCAUUUUAUAUGCGGCAAAAUGAUGAUGGGAAGACAGUUGCUGCUAUGGAUUUGUUGGUUCCUAGGGUGGGAGAGCUUAUUGGUGGAAGCCAAAGAGAAGAACGCCUGGAAUAUCUUGGGAGUCGUCUGGAGGAGUUAAAUCUCAAUAAAGAUAGCUACUGGUGGUACCUUGAUCUCCGACGUUUUGGGUCAGUUCCUCAUGCUGGAUUUGGAUUGGGUUUUGAAAGACUUGUGCAGUUUGCAACUGGAAUUGAGAACAUAAGGGAUGCAAUCCCUUUCCCCAGAGCUCCUGGUUCCGCUGAUUUCUGAAACCCAGAACUAUGAUGUAUAUAGCUAAUAAAUAUAUUCUUUUACCCAUUUCAAAUAAUCUAGAGGUAUACGCAGCACUCUAUUAUCAACCUUUUCCUGUAUCUGCAAAUAUAAAAUAUCUGAACUAUGAAGAAAGAAAUCACUAAGAUUCAUACAAAGGGAUUUCAUAGGCUUCUUAUUAUUGACAUCUCAACUUGUCAACAUUUUUAUGAGAAACAGGAUGCCCAGAAAACUUGAUGCAUCCUAAGUUGUAUUUGUGAAUUUUGUUGCGAAAUGGCUGAACAUUUGCAAUGUGUACUGUUACAUUUUCCACUAAUUUAAAACAAAUGUAGAUUGUUUCUUGACUGUUC
This is a messenger RNA of Phoenix dactylifera (date palm), 2206 nucleotides long. RefSeq names its product Class II aminoacyl-tRNA and biotin synthetases superfamily protein (gene NS1). Gene Ontology annotation, molecular function: nucleic acid binding; asparagine-tRNA ligase activity; ATP binding. Gene Ontology annotation, biological process: asparaginyl-tRNA aminoacylation. The record is from RefSeq and is a predicted model, not a curated record. Gene Ontology annotation, cellular component: mitochondrion. Lineage: Eukaryota; Viridiplantae; Streptophyta; Magnoliopsida; Arecales; Arecaceae.